Messenger RNA from Musca vetustissima, 1636 nucleotides. It is a transcript of the gene Kap-alpha3, whose product is annotated as importin subunit alpha-3. The record is from RefSeq and is a predicted model, not a curated record. Gene Ontology annotation, cellular component: nucleus; nucleoplasm; cytoplasm. Gene Ontology annotation, biological process: NLS-bearing protein import into nucleus. The coding region runs from base 53 to 1603 and encodes 516 amino acids. Gene Ontology annotation, molecular function: protein binding; nuclear import signal receptor activity. The transcript has 4 exons. NCBI's taxonomy places the organism in Eukaryota, Metazoa, Arthropoda, Insecta, Diptera, Muscidae.
AAACUCCUCCACAUAUACACAACACACAGCAAAAUAUAUAAAAAUUGAAAAAAUGACGUCUCUGGAACCAAAUGUAAAUCGCUUGCAAAAUUUCAAAAACAAAGGCAAAGAUCAAGAGGAAAUGCGACGACGACGCAAUGAAGUCACCGUGGAAUUGCGCAAAAACAAACGUGAAGAAACCAUUCUCAAACGUCGCAAUGUCCCCAAUAUGGACUCAAACACAGACGAAGAUGAUCAGUUGCCAAAUCAAAUCAAUUUAAAGAAAUUAGCCGAAGCUGCUGCUGAUUCAUCAAAACCCGAACAGCAAUUGGCCGCUGUGCAAGCUGCACGCAAACUGUUAUCGUCUGAUAAAAAUCCACCCAUCAAUGAUUUAAUUAAAAGUGACAUUCUUCCCAUAUUGGUCGAUUGUUUGAAGCAACACAAUCACACCAUGUUGCAGUUUGAGGCAGCCUGGGCAUUAACAAAUAUCGCCUCCGGUACAUCGGAACAAACAAAUGAGGUCGUCAAUGCCGGUGCUGUACCUUUAUUCUUGCAAUUGUUGUCAUCACCCGCUCCAAAUGUCUGCGAACAAGCCGUCUGGGCUUUGGGUAAUAUUAUUGGCGAUGGUCCGGCAUUGCGUGACUAUGUCAUCAAGCAUGGUGUUGUCCAACCGUUGUUGUCGUUCAUCAAACCCGACAUACCCAUUUCGUUUUUGCGCAACGUCACCUGGGUUAUUGUGAAUCUGUGCCGUAACAAAGAUCCUCCACCACCAGCCUCAACAAUUCUCGAAAUAUUGCCCGCUCUAAAUAUCUUGAUACAUCAUACAGACACCAACAUUUUGGUGGAUACCGUAUGGGCUAUCAGCUAUUUAACCGAUGGCGGUAAUGAGCAGAUACAAAUGGUCAUUGAAAGUGGUGUCGUACCAAAAUUGAUACCCCUAUUGGGUCAUGCCGAAGUGAAAGUACAAACAGCCGCAUUGCGUGCUGUUGGUAACAUUGUUACCGGCUCCGAUGAACAGACCCAAGUCGUACUCAACUAUGAUGCUCUAUCAUAUUUCCCAGCUCUGUUGUCACAUCAAAAGGAAAAGAUACGCAAAGAAGCCGUAUGGUUCUUAUCCAAUAUUACAGCUGGUAAUCAGUCACAGGUGCAGGCUGUCAUUAAUUGUGGUCUAUUGCCGAAAAUUAUUGAAAAUCUACGACAUGGUGAAUUCCAAACACAAAAAGAAGCCGCAUGGGCCAUCAGCAAUUUGACGAUCAGUGGUAAUCGUGAUCAAGUAUUUGCAUUAAUUAAAGAGGGCGUUAUACCACCAUUCUGUGAUCUGUUGUCAUGUCAGGAUACCCAAGUUAUUAAUGUCGUCCUUGAUGGUCUUAAUAAUAUGCUCAAAAUGGCCGAAAGCCAUGUACAAGAUGUAGCCAAUUUAAUUGAGGAAUGCGAUGGUCUUGAAAAGAUUGAAAAACUGCAAAAUCAUGAAAAUGUUGAAAUCUACAAACUGGCGUAUGAAAUUAUUGAACAACAUUUCUCAGAUGAGCUUGAACAGGCAUCUAUGGCGCCCGCAUCCGAUGGCGCACAAUAUCAAUUUGAUCCAAAUGCCGAUGGCAGAUUACCGAACACAUUUAAUUUUUAACAAAAUUUCCCUUAUUUUUCAAUGUGACCAUGA